Molecule: messenger RNA, 1216 nt
Organism: Hypanus sabinus (Atlantic stingray)
Lineage: Eukaryota; Metazoa; Chordata; Chondrichthyes; Myliobatiformes; Dasyatidae
Gene: pigp
Product: phosphatidylinositol glycan anchor biosynthesis, class P
Exons: 5
Coding region: 121-606 (161 amino acids)
Source: RefSeq, a predicted model, not a curated record
CAGGACGCCGCCGCCGCCAUGUUGAUGUAGGUGAGGGGCCGGGUGGCGUGUGUUGCGGCGGCGAUGUGCACCGUUUAGCGUUCAGAGCGGCGGGGCUGCGCCGUACUUGUAUCGAAAUGUAUGAUGGUGGUAACUUCUCCGUCACCAUUACCUGAAAGAGCCAUUUAUGGAUUUGUGCUGUUUCUUGCCUCAAAGUUCGCAUUCAUUCUGUAUUUAGUAUGGGCCUACGUUCCAGAAUCGUGGUUGCACUCCGUGGGUCUCACCUAUUGGCCACAGAAGUACUGGGCAGUGGCUUUGCCUAUCUAUCUUCUUGUUGUCAUAGUCAUUGCUUAUAUUUUACUCUGUGGAGUUAACAUGAUGAGCACACCUCCACUUGACUCUGUAGAUACCGUCACAGAUAGUUAUGCAAACAAUCAACAGAGCAAACCAUACGUUAAAGGAGCAAUCCCUGGCCUAAAAGAUGUUUCCAUCAGUGAAGUGAAUCGAAUUUUCUUUCUUUCUACACCCCAUGAGGCAGCUGGUGAUAAGUCGGUUACAUGGCGGUCAUGUGCUGCAAGGAAUAUGGAUGCUUCUGCUGAGAAAGCCAGUGAAACUUCAGACCUCUAAGAUGAAGUGAUAAUACUGUCAUCAACAGGCAUUUAUUCUGUAACUCUGUGAAUUUAAAAAACACCACAUUUUUAGAAAAUAGUUACAUUUUAACUUCUGCUAAUGGGUCAGUAGAUACAUGUGCUAUACUGUAUGACAGUGUGUUUUAAAAGCCAUGUCAUUCUCAGACUGUGGUUUGUACCUAAGUCAAAACUAGACUGUGUUUAUAAGACCAUCAUUUGGGUUAGAGAAUGAUUGACUGGGCUUAUCUGUUUAAUUGCUAUCAGUGACUUGCCAGAAGUUGAACAUACCUUGUUUGAGGUAAUUAGGCAGGUCAGAUUUGUGUUUGAUAUGGAAUUUGCUAUAGCGCAGAAAGUGAGAGAAGUUUGGUGAGGUGGAGGUGUUACUGUGCCAAAUGUGUGUGAGUUCUUGUAGAAUUAAGAGAUAAACCAUGAAAGUUACCUGCAUUCCAAACUGUCUUUUUGUUCAACUUUGCAAUCCUAAUGAUUCUACUCACUGUAAUGCAUGCAAAAUGUUGUAAGAACUCAGCAGGUCAGGCAGCAUCUUUGGAAAUGAAUGAACAGUCAACACUUCAGGCCAAGGCUCUUCUUUAGGACUGGAAAGGAAGCAG